AGCGUGGAAGUAAAAAAAAUAGAAGAAAUUUCUCCACCUACUUCCUCGCGAACGACCGUUUCACGCGGGCUCGACUGGGCGUUGCCAUUCUAUCCACCGUGCAUUGCCGUCUCAGUUCGCCGGGCAUUCGCCGAUCGUUUGUCGGAGCUAAGCCGCAGCCGCGAACCAUCCCGCGCACUAGCCCUUUGAACUGCAAGCUGAGAAGCGGGUCGUUCGCUUCCUUGUCACGCGAGUCGUUCGUUUCUGUUGGUCCAAGCCGCACGAAGAAGCCCAGCCGAAGCUUCCUCCUCGCCGUUCUGUUUUUGGGCCACGUCCCAUCGAUGAGCCGCGCCGCACCUAGCCUCCGUCCGUCCGGUCGCCGCUCUUCCACCCAGCCACUACGCCGCCUUCAGUCGCCAGUUUUUGGGCUGGAAAUCAAUGGGAGGCCAUCGAAGCGACCACUCUUGGACUUUGAGAAUUUAUCAAUUUCAGAAACACUCCAUAAAGAGGAAUUAAAGACCAAGAAGAUAUUUGUACAGCAUGUGGAGACAUUAAGAAGCUCUGAUGCCACUGUUGCAAUUGUGCAGUCUUUUGUGGUCAGCACUCUAGUCAGUUAUUAAUCUUCUUCUUCAAUAUUUUAACUCUCUUCUACAUCAGUAACCAUUUUCCCUUAGGCACCUGAUGCUGCUUCCACCAUUGCAAAUAACCUAAAGAAUGAGGAGGCAGAAGAAAUUUUAAGAGAGAGAUUGUAGGGUGUCCUAUCUAUUUGUUUGUUUGGUUCUUAGUUUGUGCGAUACUUAUUUGGUAUUUUCUCUCGCCUUAACUAGUAUUAUGCAGUCGAGACAAGAUCAGUUGUUGGUUAAAGCUAGACAAGAACAAGAGUUAUGUGAUAUAUGAAGACAUUCCUUUAAUGCUCUUAAAAAGAUGAAUAUUAGCAUUGUUUGAUCUGAAGAUUUUUGGUCAAAUAAGAUUAUGAACCCACUUGCACUUAUAGAUGGCAUUCUAUAGUAUGAUUAACUUGUUUUCAUAUAUGGAACUUUUAAUUUAUUUUGGUGAGGUAUCAUGGUUUCCUUGUGCUACUGCUUUCUCCUUUUAUCAGCUUGCGGCAAAAAAACGCUAGAUUUGAGCAUAUGGAGAAGUAGGAAAGGGGUUAAAGAUGAAAAAGAUGACCAUUUACAUGAUGUAUAUCAUAUCUAUGAUAUUAUUCGUCUUGAUACAAAUGAAAUAUCGAGUGAAGCCCCAAAGCAGGAACAAAUAUCUCUGGAGGAUCAGAGUAUGUUAUCAAGUUACCUGCCGUUACUAAGGGAGUUUAUUCCAAGUGCGGCUGCCGAAAUUGAAUAAGAUAUAGAUGCAAACAUGAUGAAACAAAAUUUGCCUGUAGAUGAUUAUGUAUGUGACUACUAUACUGUGAAGAAUGAUAUGGAGAUUGCUGAAGACGAUGCCUCUUAUCCAUUUCCUUUGAAACAAGUUGAUGAAUUGGAUCAUGAUAGGCCUAGUGACUCCGAUUAUGAAACUGAUGAUUCAAAUGCUGAAAACAAUCCGUGCUUCGAUUACCCGGAUGAGGAAGAGUUGGAGAGUGAAUCUUCAAAUGAGAUGAUGAGAAGCAGUCCUCAGAAAGUAAUGAUGUAGAAGAGGAUGAGUUAUCGGAGGAGGAAAAAGUUGAAUUAUAUGAGGAUGACAUAAAUGAUGAUUUUGAUGAAGAUGAUGGUGGUGAUAGCUUUGAUUAUGAUAGUAAUGGUGGUCAUGAUGAAGGUGAAGAUAGGAGAUGGUCCUAUCGUUGAAUUUUUCACUAGAGAUAGAACAAGCUUUUCAUCCUUAGGGAAUAUAUAUCUUUUUUAAUUAGGGUUUUUAGCGAUUUGCUUAUUAUGGGAGGAAUGCUUGCUAUGAUUAGGGAUGUAUAUAAUGUGGAAGAUUUAGGGUCUUUUUGGCUUGAUUAGGGAAAAAAGCGACUUUUAUUUUCUUUUUUUACAUGAAGGGUUUAGAUUGAACCUCAAAA
Cucumis melo (muskmelon) is the source of this 1975-nucleotide messenger RNA. RefSeq names its product RNA-directed DNA methylation 4. Bases 1336 to 1608 code for a protein of 90 amino acids. The transcript has 7 exons. Lineage: Eukaryota; Viridiplantae; Streptophyta; Magnoliopsida; Cucurbitales; Cucurbitaceae. The record is from RefSeq and is a predicted model, not a curated record.